GGGCGGGCGGAGGAGGGCCCUCCCGCCGCCGCGCCUUCGGCAGAGGCCAAGCGCGAGGAGCCGCCGCCGCCGCCGCCUGUUCCCCACGGGCCGCGCGCGCUGACGGGACUGCCCGGGGAGCGCCGCGGGCGGAUGGAGGCGCCUCCUCGCCCCGACUGAGCUCAGGAGGGGCAAGAGCGGAGCGCAGGGCCCGCCUCCUGCCGCUACAGCGGCCGCGCGAGCAGCUGGAGGAGGAGCAGCGGCGCCGGGCUUCUCCCCGCGGGGGCCCCCAGCAUGGUUGACUAUAUUGUGGAGUAUGACUAUGACGCUGUACACGAUGAUGAAUUAACCAUUCGAGUUGGGGAAAUCAUCAGGAAUGUGAAAAAACUACAGGAGGAAGGAUGGCUGGAAGGAGAAUUAAAUGGGAGACGAGGAAUGUUUCCUGAUAAUUUUGUUAAGGAAAUUAAGAGAGAGACAGAAUCCAAGGAUGACAAUUUGCCCAUCAAACGGGAAAGGCAUGGGAAUGUAGCAAGUCUUGUACAACGAAUAAGCACCUAUGGACUUCCAGCUGGAGGAAUUCAGCCACAUCCACAAACUAAAAACAUUAAGAAGAAGACCAAGAAGCGUCAGUGUAAAGUUCUCUUUGAGUACAUUCCACAAAAUGAGGAUGAACUGGAGCUGAAAGUGGGAGACAUUAUUGACAUUAGUGAAGAGGUAGAAGAAGGCUGGUGGAGUGGAACCCUGAACAACAAGUUGGGACUGUUUCCCUCAAAUUUUGUGAAAGAAUUAGAAGUAACAGAUGAUGGUGAAACUCAUGAAGCCCAGGAGGAUUCAGAAACUCUUUUGACUGGGCCUGCCUUAUCUUUACCCUCUCUGGGAAAUGGGAAUGAAACUGCACCUGGAUCAGUUACACAGCCAAAGAAAAUUCGAGGAAUUGGAUUUGGAGAUAUUUUUAAAGAAGGCUCUGUGAAACUUAGAACAAGAACAUCCAAUAGUGAAACAGAAGAGAAAAAAACAGAAAAGCCCUUAAUCAUACAGUCACUAGGAUCCAGAACUCAGAGUGUGGAGAUAACAAAAACAGACACUGACGGUAAAAUGAAAGCUAAGGAAUAUUGUAGAACAUUAUUUGCCUAUGAAGGUACUAAUGAAGAUGAACUUACUUUUAAAGAGGGAGAAAUAAUCCAUUUGAUAAGUAAGGAUACUGGAGAAGCUGGCUGGUGGAAGGGUGAACUUAAUGGUAAAGAAGGAGUAUUUCCAGACAAUUUUGCUGUUCAGAUAAAUGAACUAGAUAAGGACUUUCCAAAACCAAAGAAACCACCACCUCCUGCUAAGGGUCCAGCCCCAAAGCCUGAGCUGAUAUCUGCAGAGAAGAAGUAUUUUCCUUUAAAGCCUGAAGAAAAAGAUGAAAAAUCAGGGCUGGAACAGAAACCUUCUAAACCAGCUGCUCCACAAGUCCCACCCAAGAAGCCUACUCCACCCACCAAAGCUAAUAAUUUAUUGAGAUCUUCUGGAACAAUGUAUCCAAAGCGACCUGAAAAGCCAGUUCCACCACCACCUCCGGUGGCCAGGAUUAAUGGGGAAGUGUCUCCCAUUUCAUCAAAAUUUGAAACUGAGCCAGUAUCUAAACCAAAGCUAGAUUCUGAACGACCAAAAUCAGUAGACCUAGAUUCAUUUACAGUUAGGAGCUCUAAAGAAACAGAUCUUGUAAAUUUUGAUGACAUAGCUUCCUCAGAAAACUUGCUACAUCUCACUGCAAAUCGACCGAAGAUGCCUGGAAGACGGUUGCCUGGCCGCUUCAAUGGUGGACAUUCUCCAACUCAAAGCCCAGAAAAAAUCUUGAAGUCACCAAAAGAAGAAGAUAGUGCCAAUGUAAAGCCAUCUGAAUUUAAAAAGGAUUCAUGCUACUCUCCAAAGCCAUCUGUGUACCCUUCAACACCUUCAAGUGCUUCUAAACCAAAUACAGCUGCUUUUUUAACUCCAUUAGAAACCAAAGCUAAAGUAGAAGCAGAUGAUGGGAAGAAAAAUUCACUGGAUGAACUUAGAGCUGAGAUGAUUGAGUUGCUGUGCCUUGUAGAAGCACUAAAAAAGGAUCAUGGGAAAGAACUGGAAAAACUACGAAAAGAUUUGGAAGAAGAGAAGGCAAUGAGAAAUAAUCUAGAGAUAGAAAUAGAGAAGCUGAAAAAAGCAGUCCUAUCUUCUUGAAGUGGCACGGACCCGGUGUUUUUAUUGUUACAGGGACUCAGAAGCAACACUAUGAACUUCGACCGACUUGUUACUUAAAAAUAACAUGUUGAUGUUGUGAUAAAGAAAUAUGGAUAUAUGAAUUAUAAUAUCUAUAGAAAAGUAGGGGGAGGGUAAAUUUUUUUUUUUUAUAUAUUUUGUUUUGCCAAUAUGAAAAAAGAGGCCUUAUUUCCUAUGUGCUGGGAUUGCAAACUUUUUUUUUUUUAGUUUGCUUGAAAAUACUACUGAAUCUGUAUAAAAAGGAAAGUUCACAAUAGUUUUUUUAUUGAAACUUGUAUUAUUUUUAAAGAGAUCUAUACUAUAAAUAUGGUGAUAUCUUUACAAAUAAUCUGUAAAAUAUACUAUUUGAGAGGACAAAUUAGCUUUAUAGUAACUAUAGUCACUACUUUUCCCAUACAUAAUACAUAAGGGAUAUAAAUUUGUGUGUGUGUGUGUGUGUGUGUGUGUGUGUGUGUGUGUAUGUGUAUAUCUAUAUCUAUAUAUAUAGAUAGAUUCCCCCACCCCCAUCCCUCCGUUUUUUAGCUUCUUACCCAGGAUUACACUGUUGUGCCUGUUUGUUUGCAGUGCUGUUUAUAGUCUGGGUGAUGAAAUAGGAGUUUCCUAGCUAUAUACCAGAUUACUCACCCAUGCUUACAGUAAUAACUAAUGAAAUAAAUAAUUUCUUCAGCUUUUAGAAUAUUUUAUAUCGCUUGCACUAUAGGAUUCAUAAAAGGAAUUUAGUAAAGAGGUAUUGGAUUGUUAAAUAUAUUGGGGAAAAUAUGAGCUAUAUUAUAAAUUCAUUAGGCCUGAACAACUAAAAAUGUCAAUUUAACCCUUAACGUGUUGUGCCUAGAAACUACAGCACAUAUAGUAUGCAAACACCAGCCUUAUUGCUUGUACUUUUCUGCUUAUUUUACAGAAAUAUUACUCAUUUCAUGAUCUUGUGACUUAAUUUUUUAUGGCCCCCCCCCGAUUUUUUGUAAUAGUAAUAUUAAGAAAACAAAAAUUUAAAGUUCAGUGUGUCAUACUUUGACAAGUUAUCAUUAUGUAAAUACUCAGGUUUUACAAUGUGUAAUUUAUGUAAUGGACCAAACUAAGUGGUGGAGAUAUUUUGGACUGUUACAAAGUUGUAAACAACUUUACAAAGAGUGUUAGUAUAUAAUAAAAUGUAAUAUCUUAGCUUAUUUAAAACCAAGUAUAAUUGACUGUAUUCAAAAUUCAUUUUCACAAGAUGGAUGAAUUAGCAGUUUCUUCAAAGUCAUUUACGAAAAGUUGAAAAAUUUUAAAUGUUAUAUCUACAGUCUCAAAAUGUGGGGUUUUAUAUUAAAAGUAGAAAUUUGACUUUUCAUUUGCAAAAAUUUAGAUUUUAAGAUUUAUUAUAGCAAAUAAUUUUCAGAUUUUAAGUACCAUCUCUCACGCUUCCAUUUUAUGUUAUUUCAAAGCAAACCAAUAGUUUUCCUUUAAGCUUUGAUCUUACACUACUGAAAUCUUGUGUUAAUGAAAUUUUGUCAGCCUCUUUCUAAUAAAAGAACUGAAGUAGAAAAUAAUAGAAAUUCCAGUACAUAAUUACUUAAUGUUAAAUUCACAACUUAAUUCGUGCUUUUGGGGAAACCUGAUUGUAUUGAGUAUAUACAUUUUAAUUCUUUAAAAUCCUUAGGGUCUUCUGAUAGACGUCACUACUCAACAAAAUUGUUUAUUCCUAAUGUUUUUAAAUGACUUUUCAAAUGAAUGAUUUCCUUCUUACUAAAUAAGUUAGAUCUUAUUUUCUUUUAAUGACAGUCCUUAGGUAAACAUAAAAACAAUGUGUCCUAGAAAUCAUCCGCUAGCUUUCUGUCUGGAAACAUCUAUGAAGUGACCCCUCUUCAGCCUAAUAAUUGGGCGGGGGAAGUUUCCAGCAGAUUUCAGGCUGUUCUUAAAGUUUUUGUUGGUCAUUUUCUCACUAGUAUGUCAAAUCAAGAUGGUCAUGAGUAUGGAACACAUUUAAAGUAUUUGCUUUUAUACUUCCUUAGAAUAGAAAAGUACUGUCUCUAUUUUUCUGCCUUUGACCAAAUAGUAAAGAAAACCAAACAAAUUCAAACUCAAAGGGAAAACUGAUUCUUUUAAUCUAGC
This is a messenger RNA of Rhinolophus ferrumequinum (greater horseshoe bat), 4308 nucleotides long. It is a transcript of the gene CD2AP, whose product is annotated as CD2 associated protein. The transcript has 18 exons. Gene Ontology annotation, molecular function: protein binding. Gene Ontology annotation, cellular component: cell leading edge; cytoplasm; plasma membrane. The coding region runs from base 274 to 2181 and encodes 635 amino acids. The record is from RefSeq and is a predicted model, not a curated record. NCBI's taxonomy places the organism in Eukaryota, Metazoa, Chordata, Mammalia, Chiroptera, Rhinolophidae.